This is a messenger RNA of Mycena citricolor, 930 nucleotides long. The record is from the annotation of a GenBank genome assembly. NCBI's taxonomy places the organism in Eukaryota, Fungi, Basidiomycota, Agaricomycetes, Agaricales, Mycenaceae.
AUGACCCAUUGUGUGCACGUGCUGCACAUCACUCGUCCUCAUAGGGCACCCAUCAGAGUGGCUAAUGGACUUGUGGUCUAUUCAGAGCUUGUGGGGGAGAUAGUGCUUAGGCCACUGAUCCAUGGACAUGCCAGGAGCCGGUCUGUGAUCCUCUCUAAUGUGCUCUAUGUCCCUGCUCUGUCACACAAUCUGAUCUCCACUACAUACCUGUCAGUUCACCAUGACUACACUGUGCUCAUGAAGGAGAACUACAUCCUGUUCAAGCACAAUGGUGAAGUGUACUUUGUAGCAGAUAUCUCAGAGCAGGGCCAGGCAUUUGUGAGAGAGACUGUCAUGGAUAAAGAGCUGGUUACUGGUGUGAGGCUUGCCUCUGCUAGGAAGCCAGACCCCAUCUGUGAGCUAUGCCUCUUUGGCAAGCUGAAUGCUGGCCUGUUUCCUUCAACUGGUUAUUGUUCUGGAGCGCCUCUUGAUCUGAUUCACUCUGAUCUAAAGAGCUACUCUGUGCCCACCCGCGAGGGCUGGAAGCACAGGGUGACUUUUGUUGAUGAUCACACUGGCUUCAAGGUAGCAUACCACAUGAAGAACAAGAGUGAGACCUUUGCAGCCCUUAAGAUGUUUCAAGCGUAUGCUGAGACUCACUGGGGGCUGAAGAUCAAGGCAUUCCAGGACAAUGAAGGGGGAGAGUACAUGUCUAAUGAGUUCAGAUCACAUCUGGACAAGUGUGACAUUGUGCACCGCCAUUCAGUCAGGGCACGGCCUCAGCAGAAUGGGACAGCAGAGCGGUCUAACCGCACCGUUGAUGAGCACUCCACUGCCAUGUUACACGAAGCCAACCUGCCCCCUGCAUUCAGGGCCCUGGCGGUGUCUGCAUACAUCCAUGUGUGCAACAUGCACCCCCACAGCUCGAGACCCCACCAGGACUCCCCAUGA